Messenger RNA from Oncorhynchus masou masou (cherry salmon), 3679 nucleotides. Its product is annotated as mitochondrial sodium/calcium exchanger protein-like. The record is from RefSeq and is a predicted model, not a curated record. Lineage: Eukaryota; Metazoa; Chordata; Actinopteri; Salmoniformes; Salmonidae. Gene Ontology annotation, cellular component: membrane. The coding region runs from base 364 to 1740 and encodes 458 amino acids. The transcript is spliced from 12 exons. Gene Ontology annotation, molecular function: calcium:sodium antiporter activity. Gene Ontology annotation, biological process: intracellular calcium ion homeostasis; calcium export from the mitochondrion.
ACGUCACGUAUUUUAAGGAAGUAACACUGAUGUCGCAGGCUUGGAGAGUCCGCGAGUCAGAUGAUUUUGUACAUAAUGUUCACGGACUUUGCGAACACUCAAACAUAAAUGGUGUCAACAACUACAAGAAGAAGAGCUUUGCGCGUAUAUUUGUGACGACUACAUAACAGAGGUGGCUGUAACAAAGGGUUGGUCAAUCUGUUAAUUCUUGCUGAUCAGGCAGCUUUCAACUUUUCAUUGCAACAUUUAGUUUACAGCAAUUAGUGACACUUUCAUUUCGUCCCCAGUAUUCUAUUCUUAGGUUUGAUCUGAACCGAACCCACGCAGUCUCGGAAUGGACGCAAUCCUUGAACGGAAUAAAUUAUGACAUCUCGGGUUGUUUUUAUCUCCUUGUUGCUGCUGUUGUAUUUUCAAUAUAUUUAUGGCUUGGGCUCCGGAGAGUCUGGUACCGUGGUAGUUCCGUCUCCAUACCGAUCCCCUGACGGUGCUGACCUGCGCUCGUCCGUGGGUACUAUGGUGGGCACGCAUUUCGCGAUGUUUCAUCAGGGAAACACAGACAAGUGUGCCAUAGUGAUGAACCUGAGUGCUGUUGAUCGCUGUGCGUUUGUGAAGACCACCCCAGACUGCAGUAUGGAAGACAGCUUCAUCAACUACCUCAAGAUGACCUUCUGUCUACUACCACCCGACCUCACACCCCUCACCAUCACACUCUGUAUGAUUUGGUUGUUGUUCUUGUUCAUAGUUCUGGGACUGACUGCAUCAAAGUUCUUCUGUCCCAACCUCUCAGCCAUCUCCUCCUCCCUUCGACUCACACACAACGUGGCUGGUGUUACGUUCCUGGCGCUAGGUAACGGAGCCCCAGAUGUCUUCAGUGCCACAGUGGCCUUCUCCCGUCCUCACACUGCUGGCCUGGCUAUAGGAGCACUGUUUGGAGCGGGUAUCUUCGUAACCACUGUGGUUGCCGGGGCUGUGUCAUUGGUCAAACCCUUCACUGUGGCGUCCCGCCCCUUCCUGCGUGAUGUCAUCUUCUACAUGGCUGCUGUCUUCUGGACCAUCGUCAUCCUCUACAGAGGAACUAUAUCACUGGGAGAGACACUGGGGUACCUGGGGCUAUAUGUGGUGUAUGUGAUAACAGUCAUCGCGAGUGCCUACAUCUACAGUCAUCAGAAACACUCAGCGACCAGAAGUUCCAUCCAGAGCUCAACACAUGUACCAGAGUUCCAGUCGUCUGAGUCCGAUGAUGAGGCAAUUCUUAUAUCUAAUAGCAGCAUCCAGGAGGACUACGACAGUGAGUACUGUCCCCUGCUGCCCUACUGUGAAUCAACCAGUUCCAUCCUGUUGAGUUCUCUCAACCCGGUGGACAGCAGGAUCUGGAGGAGGAAGUCCUGGCGCUGGAGGGCCAUCAAAAUACUAAAGAUGCCACUGGAGGUGCUGCUGCUGUUGACUGUUCCAGUGGUGGAUCCUGAUAAAGAAGACAGGAACUGGAGAAGACCAUUAAACUGCCUCCACCUGAUCACCGCACCACUGGUGUGUGUGCUCACCUUCCGUUCUGGAGAGUACGGGAUGUAUCAGAUCGAGAAUCAGUUUCCUGUCUGGGCAUUGACGUUGCUCUUUGGCCUCUUCCUCUCCGCCAUAGUCUUCCUCACCACCACCAACAACCACCCCCCGCCAUACCACUCACUGUUCUCUCUGCUGGGCUUUGUGGUGAGUGUGUAUGAUGUGUGUGGGGUUUGUCCAUAGCUGUUCUCUCUGCUGGGCUUUGUGGUGAGUGUGUGUGGGGUUUGUCCAUAGCUGUUCUCUCUGCUGGGCUUUGGGGUGAGUGUGUAUGAUGUGUGUGGGGUUUGUGGUGAGUGUGUAUGAUGUGUGUGGGGUUUGUCCAUAGAUGUUCUCUCUGCUGGGCUUUGUGGUGAGUGUGUAUGAUGUGUGUGGGGUUUGUCCAUAGAUGUUCUCUCUGCUGGGCUUUGUGGUGAGUAUGUAUGAUGUGUGGGCUUUGUGGUGAGUAUGUAUGAUGUAUGUGGGGUUUGUGGUGAGUGUGUAUGAUGUGUGUGGGUUUUCUCCAUAGCUGUUCUCUCUGCUGGGCUUUGGGGUGAGUGUGUAUGAUGUGUGUGGGGUUUGUCCAUAGCUGUUCUCUCUGCUGGGCUUUGUGGUGAGUGUGUAUGAUGUGUGUGGGGUUUGUCCAUAGCUGUUCUCUCUGCUGGGCUUUGGGGUGAGUGUGUAUGAUGUGUGUGGGGUUUGUGGUGAGUGUGUAUGAUGUGCGUGGGGUUUGUCCAUAGAUGUUCUCUCUGCUGGGCUUUGUGGUGAGUGUGUAUGAUGUGUGUGGGGUUUGUGGUGAGUGUGUAUGAUGUGUGUGGGGUUUGUCCAUAGCUGUUCUCUCUGCUGGGCUUUGGGGUGAGUGUGUAUGAUGUGUGUGGGGUUUGUCCAUAGAUGUUCUCUCUGCUGGGGUUUGUGGUGAGUGUGUAUGAUGUGUGUGGGGUUUGUCCAUAGCUGUUCUCUCUGCUGGGCUUUGGGGUGAGUGUGUGUGGGGUUUGUGGUGAGUGUGUAUGAUGUGCGUGGGGUUUGUCCAUAGCUGUUCUCUCUGCUGGGCUUUGGGGUGAGUGUGUAUGAUGUGUGUGGGGUUUGUCCAUAGCUGUUCUCUCUGCUGGGCUUUGGGGUGAGUGUGUGUGGGGUUUGUGGUGAGUGUGUAUGAUAUGCGUGGGGUUUGUCCAUAGCUGUUCUCUCUGCUGGGCUUUGGGGUGAGUGUGUAUGAUGUGUGUGGGGUUUGUCCAUAGCUGUUCUCUCUGCUGGGCUUUGUGGUGAGUGUGUAUGAUGUGUGUGGGGUUUGUCCAUAGCUGUUCUCUCUGCUGGGCUUUGGGGUGAGUGUGUGUGGGGUUUGUGGUGAGUGUGUAUGAUGUGCGUGGGGUUUGUCCAUAGCUGUUCUCUCUGCUGGGCUUUGGGGUGAGUGUGUAUGAUGUGUGUGGGGUUUGUCCAUAGCUGUUCUCUCUGCUGGGCUUUGGGGUGAGUGUGUGUGGGGUUUGUGGUGAGUGUGUAUGAUGUGCGUGGGGUUUGUCCAUAGCUGUUCUCUCUGCUGGGCUUUGGGGUGAGUGUGUAUGAUGUGUGUGGGGUUUGUCCAUAGCUGUUCUCUCUGCUGGGCUUUGUGGUGAGUGUGUAUGAUGUGUGUGGGGUUUGUCCAUAGCUGUUCUCUCUGCUGGGCUUUGGGGUGAGUGUGUAUGAUGUGUGUGGGGUUUGUCCAUAGCUGUUCUCUCUGCUGGGCUUUGGGGUGAGUGUGUGUGGGGUUUGUGGUGAGUGUGUAUGAUGUGCGUGGGGUUUGUCCAUAGCUGUUCUCUCUGCUGGGCUUUGUGGUGAGUGUGUAUGAUGUGUGUGGGGUUUGUCCAUAGCUGUUCUCUCUGCUGGGCUUUGGGGUGAGAGUGUGUGAUGUGUGUGGGGUUUGUGGUGAGUGUGUAUGAUGUGUGUGGGGUUUCUCCAUAGCUGUUCUCUCUGCUGGGCUUUGUGGUGAGUGUGUAUGAUGUGUGUGGGGUUUCUCCAUAGCUGUUCUCUCUGCUGGGCUUUGUGGUGAGUGUGUAUGAUGUGUGUGGGGUUUCUCCAUAGCUGUUCUCUCUGCUGGGCUUUGUGGUGAGUGCGAUAUGGAUCAGUGCUGCGGCUUUGGAGGUGGUCAGUAUCCUGCACAUGCUCGGUGUGUUCU